AUGCAAUCUAUUGAUCGUUCUCAAUUUGCUGAAUUGAAAAAUGACCUGAUCUUGAGGGCUGCUCGUGGCGAGACGGUCGAGAGGCCUCCUUGUUGGAUCAUGAGACAAGCCGGAAGGUACUUGCCAGAAUAUCACAAGGUCAAGGAUGGUCGUGACUUCUUUGAGACUUGCAGAGACGCAGAGAUUGCAAGUGAAAUAACUAUACAGCCUGUGAGGCGUUAUGCUGGUUUGAUUGAUGCAGCCAUCAUCUUUAGUGAUAUUCUUGUAAUUCCUCAAGCAAUGGGUAUGAAAGUGGAAAUGGUAGAGGGCAAAGGUCCCCACUUCCCAGAACCUUUGAGAACUGCAGAUUACGCCAAAAAGGUGCUAGAUUACCAUGUGGAUGUACUCAAGGAACUUGACUGGGCUUUCAAGGCCAUUACGCUAACGCGCGUUAAGCUAGAUGGCCAAGUUCCUUUACUAGGGUUCUGUGGUGGUCCUUGGACAUUGUUGGUUUACAUGACUGAGGGAGGUGGUUCUCGUUUGUUCCGUUUUGCCAAACAGUGGCUAAAUGAAUCUCCUGACAUUGCUCAUAAGUUACUCCAAAAGAUAACAGAUGUCGCUGUUGAGUUCCUAGCGCAACAGGUUGUUGCCGGAGCUCAAAUGCUGCAAGUUUUCGAAAGUUGGGGUGGCGAAUUGGGCCCUCGCGACUUUGACGAGUUUUGUCUUCCAUACGUUCGUCAAAUCAGCAAAAAGCUUCCAAAACGCCUGCAGGAACUUGGCAUCGAAGAAAAGAUUCCAAUCACCAUUUUCGCAAAGGGUUCGUGGUAUGCUCUUGACAAGCUUUGCGAUUCAGACUAUGAUGUUGUAUCCUUAGACUGGCUGUGGGAUCCUGCAAGUGCUGUAAAGAUUAGCUCAGGUCGCGUAACUUUGCAAGGUAACUUGGAUCCUGGUGUCAUUUAUGGCACAGAUGAAAUCAUUGCCAAGAGAGUUGAGGAAAUGAUUCACGGUUUUGGAGGUGGUAAAAAGAACUACAUCGUCAACUUCGGACAUGGUACUCACCCAUUUAUGGACACUGAGAAAAUACGGUUCUUCCUGGAGCAAUGCCACAAGAUUGGUGGUGCCAAAUAA
Molecule: messenger RNA, 1107 nt
Organism: Lachancea fermentati
Lineage: Eukaryota; Fungi; Ascomycota; Saccharomycetes; Saccharomycetales; Saccharomycetaceae
Source: the annotation of a GenBank genome assembly